This is a messenger RNA of Brettanomyces bruxellensis, 1428 nucleotides long. RefSeq lists its product as uncharacterized. Gene Ontology annotation, cellular component: nucleus; cytoplasm; nucleotide-activated protein kinase complex. Gene Ontology annotation, molecular function: protein kinase binding. The record is from RefSeq and is a predicted model, not a curated record. The coding region runs from base 1 to 1428 and encodes 475 amino acids. NCBI's taxonomy places the organism in Eukaryota, Fungi, Ascomycota, Pichiomycetes, Pichiales, Pichiaceae. The transcript has a single exon. Gene Ontology annotation, biological process: signal transduction.
AUGGGCAACACACUUUCUGAUUUAAGUUCUCCAACUAUCGCAACACAGCACAGCCAUCCUUCAGGAACAAUUGUGGUCAUAAAUCAACAGCAAGGAAGACCAGAAACGUUAACUGAGAAGACAAUAAAAAUGAGCAAUUCAGCAAAUUCCAAUGGUGCUUUGAAUCGUGAUGCUAGCAAUGCAGAUGUGAACAUGAUAUCUGCUUCUAGAGAUGCUUCUAUGGCCGAUAUUCCUGAUCAAUCUUCAUUACAAUAUAACUCAAGAAAUUGUAGUGAGCAGUACAUUGAAAAUGCAGAUUAUCAAGAACAGGCAUCUUCUAAUUCCUCAUCGUUCAGUUCACUUAACGAAAGGUCACAACAGGAGGGAGAUGGUUCCAUGAUGUUCGAUUCGGAUAAUAACUCUAAUAAGCCGGAUGUUAGUCAUAAUGAAAAGCUGGAGGAUAGUGAUGAUUCUCUGAUGGUGGACGAACAAAAGGAUGAGGGUAAUAAUCGAAAGGCUGGUGGUGACACUAUGGAAGGUGUUCAGAAUCCGGUCCAACCGAUUGAGAAGUUACAGCCUGAGUCUCAAAUUACUUCCGAUAGAUCACAAAACUCCGCUAUCAAUUCUCAACAGCAACAACAACAACAGCAGCAACAACGACAACAACAGCAGCAGCAGCAACAACAACAACCAUACCAACCUGUACAGCCGAUUCUUGUGCCAACUAUUUUCAAGUGGACAGAAGGUGGUCGAAAGGUUUUCGUUAUGGGAACGUUUACCGGAUGGAGGAAAAUGAUUGCGUUGAAUGGUCCAUCACCUAAAGAUGGUUCGUUCAGCGUCCAGAUAGCACUCCCCCCAGGAAUGCACAGAUUCAAAUUUGUGGUUGACAACGAAGUUAGAUGCUCCAAUUUCAUUCCAACGGCAACUGAUAACUCUGGUCAUUUUGUGAAUUAUCUUGAAAUUAUUCCUUCCGAGCGUGAGUUAUAUCCAGAGAGAAAUGACUCCAGAGUUUCACUCAGAUCAAACGGCUCUAAGUUGGGCCUAACCAAGGAUGAUGAUGAUAUGGGAAAUGGUUACACUAGAUAUCAUCAAGAUCAGAACAUGCAGUUGAGAAAGGUUGCAUACACAAAUGAAAUUCCGCCAAUUUUCACCGAUCCUAAGGUUAUGGAAGAAUAUUACGUUACAUUGGAUAACAGUCAAAAGAAUGGUGGGCACAAUCAACAAUGGUUAAUACCUCCUCAGCUCCCACCCCAUUUAGAAAAUGUUACUUUAAACGGCUACAAUAGUAAUGAUAAAUCGAACACAUCUGGUGCCUUAAGUAUACCAAAUCAUGUCGUCUUGAAUCAUUUGGCAACGACUUCUAUUAAGCACAAUACCCUCGCAGUUGCUUCUGUCGUCAGAUAUAAAAGAAAAUAUGUGACACAAAUAUUGUAUGCACCCUUACAAUAG